Molecule: messenger RNA, 5151 nt
Organism: Onychostoma macrolepis
Lineage: Eukaryota; Metazoa; Chordata; Actinopteri; Cypriniformes; Cyprinidae
Gene: wwc3
Product: WWC family member 3
Exons: 24
Coding region: 259-3750 (1163 amino acids)
Biological process (GO): regulation of hippo signaling; cell migration; negative regulation of organ growth
Cellular component (GO): cytoplasm
Molecular function (GO): molecular adaptor activity; kinase binding
Source: RefSeq, a predicted model, not a curated record
GUGGAAUGAAAGAUGGUAGAUAGAGUCAAACAUGGAGGACCGACGCACAGAGUCAUGAGAGCGCCGCAAAACUUUUUGGAAAAGGUGGAUGCAGGACUGCCUGUGUCGAUUUGACCCACGUUUGUUUCUUCAUCGUGAAGUUUUCUGUUUCCGAGAGUCAAUGGGAGUUAAACAUUUGUAAUGCAGUAGAAAGUUGCGAUAUAUUUGUUGUUGGAGCAAAGGCAGGGGGUCAUACCCCCCUAGCGUCCCAGCAGCGCUAUGCCGUGGGUGAGCAGCUGUAAACGGAGAGAGAGCUCGGAGCUGCCGCUGCCCCCGGGCUGGGAGGAAGCCAGGGAUUAUGAUGGCAGAGUCUUUUAUAUUGACCACAACACUCGACAAACUUCAUGGAUCGAUCCCAGAGACAGGAUUACCAAGCCCCUGACCUUUGCUGACUGUGUGGGGGAUGAGCUUCCUCUGGGCUGGGAGGUGGUGUAUGACCAGCAGGUGGGCGUCUACUACAUCGACCACAUCAAUAAGACGACCCAGAUAGAGAACCCUCGCACACAAUGGCGUCAGGAGCAGGAGCGCAUGUUAAAAGAGUACCUGGUGGUGGCACAGGAGGCUCUCAAUGCCAAGAAAGAGAUGUAUCAGAUCAAACAGCAAAGACUCGAGCUGGCACAGCAAGAGAUGCAACUCUUCAACCAGCUCACUCAGGAUGACAACCGUUCCAUCACCAGCUCUCACUCUGGUUCCUCUUCAAAUGCAAAAUAUGACCCUGACCAAAUCAAAGCGGAAAUCGCAUGUAGGCGUGAGCGGCUCACCAGACUCAAACAGGAACUGGCUCAGAUGAGACAGGAGCUGCAGUACAAGGAAAUGGGAGUGGAGACCCUACAGGAAAUUGACCGGAAGAUGUCAAGCAGUCAGACCAAUUACAAAUUAGAUGAAGCACAGGCCAUCUUCAGCGAGCUCCGCAGCAUUAAAAAGGCCAUCAGCACCGGCGAGAAGGAGAGGCAGGACCUCAUCCAGAGCCUGGCCAAGCUGACGCUGAACUUCUGUGACUCCAUUAAUGAGGUGGCCAACAGUGCAAAUACCCUCGGUGACUCCUGUAGUGUACAACAAUACACAGACACUGGCUGCCAGACUGAUCUGAUGGGAGAGUUUGGCACCCAAGAGUCAUCACUACUUGCAGACAGAGUCAAACUCAGUUGGCAGUAUGAAGAGGCUAAGAAAAAGAUGUCCAGUAUUCAGCAUCAGUUGGCCCAGUUGGACGGUGAGAGCUGGUCUGGACGUGCAGAGGCCGAUCGGGAUUGGGACUGUCUUCAGCUGCUGCGGGAGAAGGAGGCUCUUCUCCAGGAGAUCACUCUACUUAGCCAGCAGCAGCACUCCCCAGACACGCUGCUCCAGCUGCAGGAGGAGAGAAACAGGCUGGAGGAGGAGGUGCAGAAAGCCCAGAGUGUCCAGAGUCAGGGAGCCAAUCAGAGGAUAUUAGAGCAGGAGAAGAGGAAUGUACUUAUGAGGCAACUUGAGGAAGCCACCCGUAUCACCACCUAUCUACACUCUCAGCUGAAGAGAUUCUGUCUCUCACAGUUGAGGUGUACCUACGAUGAAAAUUACAGAUCUCUCCAUUCUUUCCUAUCAGCCAGUAAUCUGACGGUGUCCUCCAGCAGUAGCCGUGGCUCUUUAGCCUCCAGUCGUGGCUCUUUGGCAUCCAGCCGUGGUUCUCUCAGCUCCGUCAGCUUCACAGACAUCUACGGCCUGCCCCAGUAUGAGCGAACAGAAGGCAGCUCUGAUGUUCUGGACCCGUCUUUCCGCUACCUUCUCCCCUUGGAGACCCACUGCAGGGACGGUUCAGCCUUUGGGCCAAAACGGUCCCAUGACACACCACAGUCUCUCACAUCUCUCUCCUCUCGGUCCUCGCUUUCCUCGCUCUCCCCUCCCAGCUCCCCCAUGGACACCCCCUACCACUCAGCCCCACAGGACUGCCCUCUGGCCCAGAUGACAGAGGAGUACAUGGAGGUUGCCAGCAGGGGUCUGCUGGCUGAAGGACUACGGAAUCAGACUCAAUCCCAGCAGCACACUACUCUUCCUGGGGAAGGGGAAGUGGGAAUCUCAGCCUCUGCACACCUCCUGGAGGGGAAGAGCCAUAGAGAUGGAGUUCUUCAAGGAACGCACAGCUCCACAGGAGUGACCCUGCGCUCUAAAAGUGCAAGUAGGACAAGCAGAAGAGCAAGACGAGUGUCUGCAGGAGUAAAUGAAGAUGUUUUGGCAACAGACAGUGGGGUGUUUGAAGCCUGGAGCAGAAGUAGGACAGAGGAAUCAGAAGAAGUUAGUUUUACUCAAGAUGUCCCAGCCUCAGAUCCAGUUCAGAUUCAGAUUGGUCUUCUAUAUGAUUCGAACAGCAUGUUUUUGCUGCUGCAUGUCCUUCAGAUGAGAAAUUUAAGCAAGGCCACCAUUAGAGAUGGAUGCAAAGUAUUUGUGAAGGUUCAUGUUCUCCCGGUGGACUCCAGUCGGCCCUGCACAUAUUACUGCUGUAAGGCCCAGGAGCCUCAAUCUCUUCUCAGCUUUAAUGAGGGCUUCCGAAUCCCUUUGAGUGCUGGAGGCCCCGGGGCCCAUGCAUUACAGUUAAACCUCUGCGCUGUAGGACCCCUCUCCCAGGAAGAGCUACUGGGCUCUGCUCAGGUCUCGCUGUCAGACUGUGCAGGCAGCACUGAAAUGAUCUUCCAGUGGCUUAAAGUGCAUAUCAACAACACAGAGAACCACAGGCCUGAGCACAGCCGCCUCAGUCAACCCAACCGUAUCAUGGAUGAAGAGGAGAACGAAGGCAAGCUUGAGGUGUCAGUGGUGACUCGUUUGGAGGAGAUGAAGAAAGAGUUACAGAGGAGUGAAGAGGAGCUGGAAAGGAAGGAAGAGCAAGGAGAAGCCGUUUCUGAGAGGAGUUGGCAGGCUGAGUCAGUGGACAGCGGCUGCAGUAACAGUACAGCGUUUGUCAUUCCCUGUCCUGAGAGUCUUUGCGGUGAAGGCAUCUGCAUGACCUCUGGGAGACGCUGUCUCCAGCCUGCAGAGAGAAAUCCAAUAGUAAAGGUGGACAAGGCAACCAACACAGAAGGUGUGUUUCCAGAGCCAAUGAGAAUGCGGCCGAAAGAAAGGACAGGACGCUGGGGUCACAGCUCACCGUUCAUGCGCAGCAGCACAAUAGUCAGAUCUCAGACGUUUUCACCUGGAGCGCGCAGUCAGUAUGUCUGUAGGUUGUACAGAAGUGACAGUGAUAGCUCUACUCUACCAAAGAAAUCCCCCUUUAUCAGAAACACUCUAGAGCGACGAACCCUGCGAUAUAAACCGCAGUCCCACCGCUCCUCUCUGGCUGAGCAGCCCACACGUACCUCUCUGGACCUGGAGCUGGACCUCCAGGCUUGCCGUACACGACAGAGGCAGCUGAGCGAGGAGCUGGCCGCGCUGCGGGAGCUCAAACUGCGGCUGGAGGAGCCCAUGCAGGGCCCCCGCGGGCCUGCGGAUCUCCCUCAUUGGGCUCUGCGGGAUGAGCGUUUCCGAAACCUGCUGCGUGAGGCCCAGAGACAGUCCAAGCAGACUAGACAGGAGCAGAGGCAGGAGGAAGCUGCUGAGAGGAGGUUGCGAAAGGCCUCAAAAGAGGUUUUGCAAAUGAGGGGCCAGAGCCACAAAGAGCCCCUUCCUGUGCAGACGUUCAAAGAGAAGAUGGCUUUCUUUACUAGACCAAGAUUCAACAUCCCGCCUCUGCCAGCCGACGAUGUGUGAGCGCCCCCUAGGCCACACUAUCAAAUAUGAAGAAUCUGUCUGUUUUUGUUUUUUGUAUUCAUGCCCAUGAAGUAAUUAGAACAAAAAUGUAGUUAUUUCAGCACAAAGAUUAAAAGUUAUUUGAUAUGCAACAUUCGAACAACAGAAAGCUGUACAAAUCAAGUGUGUGUGUGUGGUUGUGCGUGAUUGUGAGUGUGUGUGUGCGUGCGUGUGGUAGUACUAACGAACACGUACACUUAUAUUUUAUGUAAUUAUUGACAUCUUGGCAAUUUUUCCUGCUUGUUUAAAGGAGGAAAUAACUGUUUUAUAAAAGAACAAAGCAUCUUUUUACUCCUGUACGAUGUACUUCUGAUAUUUCGAUGUCUAUGCUUACUUAAGGCUGGAAGACGGGAACAAAGUCAGUUUAGACAAAUUCACUGUACUGUAACUUAUUUUAUAGUACUUUUCCUUGAAGGAAAUAAAAAUGUUCCCUGCUUUUUAAUGUAUUUUAUAAAGCUUAAAACAAAUAGCACUUACUGUAAGUGUUUUUGACGUACAGUAGAAUGGAAAUUUUGGCUGAUUUUGUUUCUGUUACCUGAUUCUUUAAAGUUAUUUACUUAAAAUGUCACUUUUUUGAUCCACUUUUGUUGCAGUUGUCAUUGUCCCUUGUGCUGUUAUUCUAUUAAAGUUAUUAAUAUUAAUUAUUACUUGUACUUUUCAAUAUAUAGACAAAUAUAAUUUUGUAUGCUGUCUGUAAAAACGUCUGCAGUGUUACCUUUCUUAUGAAGAUAAAAGCAUUAAAAACGUGAAAGUGCAGCUGAAUUUGCGAAAUGAUCUUUCAAGAUCAAUACGAUUGUUGGUUUGGUUUAUUAUGUUAUGUCAAGUUUAUAUGAUCUUCAGGUCUUUAAAGGCUUCCCCUCUUCCAGAUUUUUUUUAUCUUAGUUGUCCAGAAGGUGGCGUCUCAAACCUGCGUCUGUAUUCAGAUGUGUUUUGGUGGUGUUUCAGGAAAAAACAACCAUGUUGUAGACUACAAAACUGCACACAGUAAUCCUUAAAUACAUAAAUAUUACUCAUUAUGCUUUGCAAUGUCAUUUCUUUUACGCUAUGCAAUAUUUAUCAGAAGGACUAUUAAUGAACCAUUACUUGGAGUGAUUAACUUCAGCUAAAUGAUUCUGGUCCACUUUAGCACUUUUUCGGGCUUUAGAUGGCUUUAAAUAGAAGCACAGCAGGUUUAGUUAAAAUGCAUCAGAUCUGGAACAUUAAUGAGGUGGAAAUCUUAACACUAGAAACAGGAAGACAGUGCUGUUUGUUCAAAAAUAGAGCAAAAUUGCUGUUGUAAUCAUUAAUGAUCUUGAAAGCUGCACAGGGGCAUAAAACCUCUCAUUAAAGAAAUUUCCACGGAGAGCUUUGAUGGUUUUUUAC